AUGCCAAAGGACACCAAAAAGUCCAUUCCAAAGGGCUCAGUGUCCCCCUCGGAGAGACCAAGCAGGAUGGCACGGGGUGCCAAGAUGGCAUGCGAGCCAUCAAAGGCACAAGUACAACAGUACCUGGAGAAACAAGUGGACUUUCAAACCGACUGCUUCGAAUUGCUGAGAUACCACAACAUCUACCCCGAGAUCGAAUGGGAAGACAAGGAUGGACCCGGCACCACCGCAACUCGCUGGAGCGAAAAGGCCCAGCUCAAGCUAGUCAACAGACUCUCAUUCAGCGAAACCGGCAAGACCCAAUUCCCACCACCAAAUACCCGGCUCUGCGAUGAAUUGGUCUAUCUGGCAACCAAAUCACUGAAGUUUGGGGAGCGAGCUCUUUGGUAUCCAUACGACUUCAACAAAAACGGCGACAUCAACCCAAACCGUGUGCCUUCAGGAGCAGCACCUAUCAUUUGGGCUCAUGGCUUACCCUUCUUCCCAGUCUACAAAGGAUACUAUAUCCUAUGCGGUCGUGAGCACGCGAUCUGUAUUGGUUGGCUGAUCAACGAGUACCAUCGAAACGUCACAAAGAACCAUCCUGUCUGGUCCGUUGGCGCGGUGAUUGCACCUGAAUCUGCAGCGCGGGCUCCUCACACAAUCGACCGCCAGAUGCGGCUGCAUCAGCCGUAUGGAACGGAUUUCAAUAUUCGCUACCGGGGAAAGCCUGUCGCUCGUGACGUUGUCUCGGCUGAUCAUCACCACUGCGCGGUAGUCCCUCACCUCAACCGUUUCAUCCAGGUCUGCCCGCUGUGGAUGUUUCCUGGGUACAACGUCCGUUGUGGCCCUAUGAAUGCCCAUGCAGAAACAACGACUGUCAAAAGGGGAUUCUUCGUGAGCAAGGGAUUGGGAGAUAAGUACCUGUCUCUAGUUCGGCCCUAUGCCAAUAUCUUUUCUGAUCGGCCAGGAGAAUCGGCUGAGUCUGCCUCGAAGGAUACUAUUGACUCUGGAAACCCUGAUGACUCCAGUGAUAACGUGAAAUCACAGGAUCUUGAGGCCAAGGAACAGGGCAGUGACCUGGCGUUUGCCUUGCCUGCUGAGAUAUGA
Molecule: messenger RNA, 1089 nt
Organism: Penicillium canescens
Lineage: Eukaryota; Fungi; Ascomycota; Eurotiomycetes; Eurotiales; Aspergillaceae
Exons: 1
Coding region: 1-1089 (362 amino acids)
Source: RefSeq, a predicted model, not a curated record